Thamnophis sirtalis is the source of this 2769-nucleotide messenger RNA. NCBI's taxonomy places the organism in Eukaryota, Metazoa, Chordata, Lepidosauria, Squamata, Natricidae. The record is from RefSeq and is a predicted model, not a curated record.
GUUAGCCAAUAUACAUUUGCCAUGUGCAGCUACAGAGAGAAAAAAUCAGAGCCUCAGGAGUUAAUGCAACUUGAAGGAUACACUGUUGAUUAUACAGCACCCCAUCCAGGCCUGCAAGGUGGCCAGAUGUUCUUCAAUGCUGUAAAAGAAGGUGACAUAGUGAUAUUUGCCAGUGAUGAUGAACAAGAUCGGAUCCUGUGGGUCCAAGCAAUGUACAGAGCUACUGGUCAAUCUUACAAGCCGGUUCCUGUAGGUCAAGCACAGAAGAUGAAUCCAAAAGGAAGCAAUACUCACACAGAUUUAUCACAGAGGCUGGUUUAGCCCAGGCCAAGUCUUCGUGUUAGAUGAAUAUUGUGCUCGUUAUGGAGUAAGAGGCUGUCACCGCCAUCUCUGCUAUCUGAAUGAAUUGAUGGAACAUUCAGAAAAUGGUGCUGUCAUUGACCCAACCUUGCUCCAUUACAGCUUUGCCUUUUGUGCGUCUCAUGUUCAUGGCAACAGGCCUGAUGGAAUUGGGACUGUAACUGUUGAAGAGAAAGAAAGAUUUGAAGAUAUUAAGAAGAGGCUUUCUUCCCUUCUAGAAAACCAGAUAAGCCACUUCAGAUAUUGCUUUCCUUUCGGACGUCCUGAAGGAGCUUUGAAAGCUACACUUUCCUUGCUUGAGAGGGUCUUAAUGAAAGAUAUUGCUACUCCCAUCCCAGCAGAAGAAGUGAAGAAAGUGGUUAGAAAAUGUCUGGAGAAAGCAGCCUUGAUCAAUUACACUCGACUUACAGAUUAUGCCAAAAUAGAAGAGACGCUGAACUUGGCAUCUCCUUCUGUAAAGCUGGAAGAGGUUAUUCAUUUAGCAGAGCUCUGCAUUGAAGUCCUGCAGCAGAAUGAAGAACAUCAUUCAGAGGGAAAAGAGGCCUUUGCAUGGUGGCCAGAUCUGUUGGCUGAACAUGGGGAGAAGUUUUGGUCUCUUUUUACUGUUGACAUGGAUUCUGCACUGGAGGCACAGCCACAGGAUAGCUGGGAUAGCUUUCCUCUUUUCCAGUUACUCAAUAACUUCCUGAGAAAUGACUCACUUUUGUGCAAUGGAAAGUUUCACAAGCAUUUGCAGGAGCUUUUUGUUCCCUUGGUCAUCCGCUACAUUGAUCUCAUGGAAUCAUCCAUUGCCCAGUCCCUUCACAGAGGUCUUGAACAGGAAUCAUGGCAGCCUGUCAAGACCAUCACCAACAGUCUUCCCAAUGUAGCUCUUCCAAAAGUUCCAAGUUUGCCUCUUAAUCUUCCACAGAUACCUAGUUUUUCUACACCAACAUGGAUGGCUUCUUUAUAUGACUCCACUAAUGGGUCAGCAACAUCAGAAGACCUCUUCUGGAAACUGGAUGCCCUACAGAUGUUCAUCCUAGAUCUCCAUUGGCCAGAACCAGAGUUUGCCCAUCACUUAGAACAGAGACUUAAACUUAUGGCCAGUGAUAUGAUAGAAGCUUGCAUCAAAAGAACAAGAACUGCUUUUGAACUCAAAGUGCAGAAGACAAACAAAUCAACAGAUUUGCGUAUUCCUUCUUCUGUAUGCACAAUGUUCAACGUGCUAGUUGAUGCCAAGAAGCAAACUGCUAAACUUUGUAUUCUGAACGGUGGGCAGGAGUUUGCAAAUCAAUGGCAACAAUAUCAUUCGAAAAUUGAUGACUUGAUUGAAGAAACCAUGAAGGAAGCAAUUUCACUUCUUGUUUCAAAGUUUGUUGCUGUGCUAGAAGGUGUGCUCUCUAAAUUAUCAAGGUAUGAUGAAGGCACUUUCUUCUCAUCAAUACUUUCAUUCACUGUAAAAGCAGCUGCAAAAUAUGUUGAUGUUCCUAAACCAGGGAUGGAUCUUGCAGAUACUUACAUUAUGUUUGUUCGUCAAAAUCAAGAUAUACUUCGAGAUAAAAUCAAUGAAGAAAUGUACAUAGAAAAAUUAUUUGAUCAGUGGUACAGCAGCUCCAUGAAAAUCAUCUGUGUUUGGUUGGCUGACAGAUUAGAACUCCAGCUUCAUAUUUACCAGCUGAAGACGCUCAUCAAAAUAGUAAAGAAAACCUAUCGAGACUUUCGGUUACAGGGUGUGCUGGAAGGAACCCUAAACAGUAAAACGUACAACACAGUCCAUAGCCGUCUCACAGUAGAAGAAGCCACCGUUUCUGUAUCCAAUGGUAGUGGACUGCAAGGCAUCACCAUGAAAGACAGCGAUGAAGAAGAAGGCUGAUGUUUUAUGUCUCUCCCAAGUAUUUGUUUCAUAACUUGUCCCCAUGUUUGAAUGUAUGUUUUGCCUUACUGCCCGGGUACUGCAAUGUGAGCUCCUCCCAUUUGAAGGAAAGAGAAAAAGGGACCUCUGAAAAAUAACAUAAGAAGGGAGGUGGUGAGGAGCAGUGUUCAUGCCAAGGACAUUCUGACAUCCAUAGAUGUUGCAUCUUUUGCCAUGUGGCUUUGCUUUGUACUGUGAGAAUGCCAAUAAGGAGUCAGAGCUCCCCUUGUGAUUCAUUUCCUUUUGUUUGUAUUGUUGCAGUCUCUUGCCAUAUCUUCAGUGCAGCAUGCCUCUGUGCAGAAUGCAAACUGCAGACACCACCUAACCCUUUCGGCAGCCGUUCUUAUAAAUUCUUCCAUUUUACUGUACACAGCCAAUACUGUGGCACUUCAGAAAGAGUGAAACCCCACCUGUAUUUUCUAUAUGGUCUGAUGCUGCUGUGGUUUUGCUUUCCGAGGAAGUUGUAUUUUUGCUCUUUCAUUAUCAGGUGAAACAUUAAAAAUCUUACUCUUGUA